GCCCCUACCCCGUCCGCUUCUUAAAGGGGCUAGCCUAUCUCUGUCUGGGCCCCACGAUUUCCACAGGGAAGGCUACCUUAGCCCUUUUAAAAGGCAGAGCUGCGGAGGGGGCCGGAUUCUAGGAGGAACCAAUGAAAAGCCUCACUCGGCCUCCGCUCCUCCCACUUCUUGCUGAGGUCAAAGGCCUGCGUCAGUUGCACUGUAGCCUCGGCAGUGAACCGGGAGGUACUACCAGGUCGCCGUCGUUGCUCCGCUCGCUCUGAGAGAGCAUGGCCCUGAGAGGCGUCUCCGUGCGGCUGCUGAGCCGCGGACCCGGCCUGCACGUCCUUCGCACGUGGGUCUCGUCGGCGGCGCAGACCGAGAAAGGCGGGAGAACACAGAGCCAACUGGCUAAGUCCUCGCGUCCCGAGUUUGACUGGCAGGACCCGCUGGUGCUGGAGGAGCAGCUGACCACAGAUGAGAUCCUCAUCAGGGACACCUUCCGCACCUACUGCCAGGAGAGACUCAUGCCUCGCAUCCUGUUGGCCAAUCGCAACGAAGUUUUUCAUCGGGAGAUCAUUUCGGAGAUGGGGGAGUUGGGUGUGCUGGGCCCCACCAUCAAAGGAUAUGGCUGUGCUGGGGUUUCGUCUGUGGCCUAUGGGCUCCUGGCCCGAGAGCUGGAGCGGGUGGACAGUGGCUACAGGUCGGCGAUGAGUGUCCAGUCCUCCCUUGUCAUGCACCCUAUCUAUGCCUAUGGCAGCGAGGAACAGCGGCAGAAGUACCUGCCCCGGCUGGCCAAGGGGGAGCUCCUGGGCUGCUUCGGGCUCACAGAGCCCAACAGUGGAAGUGACCCCAGCAGCAUGGAGACCAGAGCCCACUACAACUCAUCCAACAAGAGCUACACCCUCAAUGGGACCAAGACCUGGAUCACGAACUCGCCUAUGGCCGAUCUGUUUGUAGUGUGGGCUCGGUGUGAAGAUGGCUGCAUUCGGGGCUUCCUGCUGGAGAAGGGGAUGCGAGGUCUCUCGGCCCCCAGGAUCCAGGGCAAGUUCUCGCUGCGGGCCUCAGCCACAGGCAUGAUCAUCAUGGACGGUGUGGAGGUGCCAGAGGAGAAUGUGCUCCCUGGUGCAUCCAGCCUGGGGGGUCCCUUCGGCUGCCUGAACAACGCCCGGUACGGCAUCGCGUGGGGCGUGCUUGGAGCUUCGGAGUUCUGCUUGCACACAGCCCGGCAGUACGCCCUCGACAGGAUGCAGUUUGGUGUCCCGCUGGCCAGGAACCAGCUGAUUCAGAAGAAGCUGGCAGACAUGCUCACUGAGAUUACCCUGGGCCUUCACGCCUGCCUGCAGCUCGGCCGCUUGAAGGACCAGGACAAGGCUGCCCCCGAGAUGGUUUCUCUGCUGAAGAGGAAUAACUGUGGGAAAGCCCUGGACAUCGCCCGCCAGGCCCGAGACAUGCUGGGGGGGAAUGGGAUUUCUGACGAGUAUCACGUGAUCCGGCACGCCAUGAACCUGGAGGCUGUGAACACCUACGAAGGUACACAUGACAUUCACGCCCUGAUCCUUGGGAGAGCUAUCACGGGAAUCCAGGCGUUCACGGCCAGCAAAUGAGCCGCUCCAUCAGGGGCCCGAAACUCUCAAGCCCCUUUCUGGAGAGAUGCCUGGCUGGACCGCAGGAGCGCUGUGCUCUGAGCUUAGAAAGGGAGGUGGCGGAUGGAGUGGGAAGUGAGAGACACUGAUUUUUAAAUAUCAAAAUUUCCCUUCUGAAGUCGUUCGGAUGUGUUCCUUAAAAAGAAGAUGGAAUUCUCUGUAGAGCGUCUCAAUCCACUUUUAACCAUGGAUGAGAACAGACUCCAUUUACCCUGAAAUAGCAGCUUCUCUUGAGAGGAGAGUGACAUUGAAGCAACUCCGUCUGCUGCAGCUGACCCCCUCACACCGAGUUCACAGUGCGCCCUCCCUCCCUCCCAUCUGGGGGUAGUGCCUUAUGCUGGGUGUUGGAGCAGAGUGAGGGAGAGGAAAAUAAAGAGCUGCACAUCUGA
Pan troglodytes (chimpanzee) is the source of this 2014-nucleotide messenger RNA. It is a transcript of the gene GCDH, whose product is annotated as glutaryl-CoA dehydrogenase. Gene Ontology annotation, cellular component: mitochondrial inner membrane. The record is from RefSeq and is a predicted model, not a curated record. The transcript is spliced from 12 exons. Gene Ontology annotation, molecular function: glutaryl-CoA dehydrogenase activity; fatty-acyl-CoA binding; flavin adenine dinucleotide binding. Lineage: Eukaryota; Metazoa; Chordata; Mammalia; Primates; Hominidae. Bases 270 to 1586 code for a protein of 438 amino acids. Gene Ontology annotation, biological process: fatty acid beta-oxidation using acyl-CoA dehydrogenase; fatty-acyl-CoA biosynthetic process.